Rhodotorula toruloides NP11 is the source of this 2001-nucleotide messenger RNA. RefSeq names its product zinc finger, C2H2-type domain containing protein, transcription factor. Gene Ontology annotation, cellular component: chromatin. Gene Ontology annotation, molecular function: zinc ion binding; RNA polymerase II cis-regulatory region sequence-specific DNA binding; DNA-binding transcription factor activity, RNA polymerase II-specific. The transcript has 11 exons. The coding region runs from base 1 to 2001 and encodes 666 amino acids. The record is from RefSeq and is a predicted model, not a curated record. Lineage: Eukaryota; Fungi; Basidiomycota; Microbotryomycetes; Sporidiobolales; Sporidiobolaceae. Gene Ontology annotation, biological process: DNA-templated transcription; regulation of transcription by RNA polymerase II.
AUGGGGAGGAACAAGGAUCCAGACGUGCGACACUUCUGUGCCCAUCCCGGCUGCACCAAGAGCUUCUCCCGCGCCGAUCACUUGAAGCGACACACUGCCAACCAUGACCCGGAGCAGCGGAAGAACUGCCCAGAGUGCGGGAGGUCUUUCACGAGAAGCGACGUUCUCUUCGCGCACCUCAAGAAACACGAAGUUGCGGAAGGUGGCGCCACCAAAGAACGCUCGCCGAGUCCGCCAGAACCGAACGGCGGCGCCGGAAUGCCCAAUCUCCCCGAAACACCCGGAGACGGCGGCCUCGACGACCUUUACGGGUGGCUUUUGGCCGACUCGGGACCUGGCUGGCUCGAUCCGCUGCCCGACCUCGCAUUUAACCUCGAAGGCGACAUAGCAGCGCUUCCCUUCGACUGGAGUAUCCUCUCGCUCAACACCGGCGGACCGUCCGCCUCAACCAGCAACAUCUUUCUCCCCUCUAGUCCGCCGACUGACGUUACGGAACCGCUACGCCUGUCACUCUGCACCUACUUGCUUAGCGCCCAAUCCCUCGCGAGCCAUCCCCUCGCAACAUGCUCAACCUUCUCGUCCGCCCUCUCGCGCUACUGGCAAACUUUCCAUCCUCAGCUUCCCAUUGUCCACACCUCUACUUUCGACCCAACUCGCUCGCUCGGCUUGCUGUCCGCCAUGAUCGUCGUCGGACUCUGUCUCCAGCCAGACGCAAACGUCCGCACCUUUGGCCAGCAGCUCUUCCCGCACGUCCGACCAAUGUUGAUGCUGCACGAAGCGUCUGUCCCGCCUAUCCCGCUCGGAGCAUUUCAAGCUCUCACGAUCCUCGGCCAAGCGGGCCAGAUGUUGCUCGAUCAGAAGCGACAUGACAUGGCGUAUCCUGACAGCGCGUACGAGGUCACGAUCGGUCGCUUGAUGGACGUCUUUUCCUGGCGCUUCUACACGAAGAUGUCGGCGCAGGUCGCGCAGGCGCAGACGGAGGAUGAGCGCUGGCAGGCCUGGAUCGAGAGCGAGUCCUGGCGGCGAGUUGCUUUUGCCGUGAUCAUGCGGGACAUCGAGCUGUCGACCAUCUUCCAGCACCUCCCGACUCGCGCCCUCUCGAUCCUCCUUAUCCGGCUCGCCCUCCCGAGCGACGACGACCGAUGGACCGCCGCUUCUUCCUCAGCUUGGCGAGCCUGUCAAGCGACACCCGACAUACCUUUUCCUUACGCCGUCAAGCACGCUCUCUCCAUCUCCACCGCCUCAACCGCUCCUCCUGCAACUCCACCGCACCUAAACCCGUUUGCGCGCUACUGCGUCAUUCACGGUCUGAUGUCCGUCGGAUGGGACGUCAAAUGGCGCGGGUCGCUUCGAGCGGCAGCGAUCGAAUCCGUACAGCGCAAUUGGCGAGGGUCGCUGCGGGACGCCUACCGGCAGUUGAGGACCGACAUCAUCCUCACCGUCGACCUGCCCUUCCUGUCAGCUUCGGAGCGCAGCAUCAGCUUGACAUCGCUCGACCUGUUGCUCGUCGCCGAACUCGAUCUUCUCGCGGACCUUACGUCUAUCCUGACGUUUGCCGGCGUCGACCGCAUCGCCGCGCGAACGGUCGGACCGGAAGACUUCUCGCUCGCCGGGAAGGCAGUGCGGAAGUGGGUGUCAACGGAUGAGGGUCUUCAGGCUGCCGAAUUGGCGGGGAGCUACCUGACACAGCGACUCCAGCCUGAGAUCCUGGAGCGAGGAUGGACCGCCGCAGACGGGAUGUACGGUCCUUGGGCCAUCUACAUUGCUACUCUCGUUGUCUGGAUCUUCGGCUCGCUCCGUCCCGCACCCUUCGCUUACCCGAGCGCCACGUCUGAGCAAGCGAACGGCCUCUUCCUCCAUCGUGACUUCCCGAUUUUGUAUCGAGCGGAAGACAUCCCGCUCUUCCUCGCCCAAAUAGCCGCCCUCCUGCAAGGCCAACAGUGGGGCAUCGGUCACGACGCUGCCGCCAUCCUUCGUGGGCUAUUGCAGAGGAAGCUCUGA